CCGUCAGUCGCUCAGCCACAUGCUAUUAAAAGAGCCGUGAUCCGGACAAGUUCCCUGGCAGCCACUGGCUCUGAAUGGACAGAGAGGACGGCAGGCUUUAGUCUGCUUUCCUGACGGGACAACAACACACAUUUCCGCUGAAGACUGGCUUAGCUCUUUACGCACACUAAGAUGGGUCUCCCAUCGGUUAUGGUGCUGCCGCUGCUGAUCGUGGUUUUUGCUGGAGUUUACUAUGUUUACAAUGAGGUCAUGCGCUUCAUGUCCAAGUCCAUGGUGCGGAACAAAGUGGUGGUGAUCACAGACGCCGUGUCCGGAAUGGGAAGUGAAUGUGCCAGGCUGUUUCACGAAGGCGGGGCGAGGCUGGUUUUGUGCGGGCCGAACUGGGAUAAGCUUGAAUCUCUAUAUGAUUCUCUGUGCAGUGGAUCAGACCCAAGUAAAACUUUCACACCCAAGCUGGUGCUGCUGGACUUCAGCGAUAUGGAGAACAUUUCGGAGGUGAUCACAGAGAUCGGAGAGUGUUACGGCUGUGUGGAUGUGCUGAUAUGCAACAGCAGCAUGAAGGUCAAAGCACCAGUGCAGAAUCUCUCUCUGGAGAUGGACAAAACCGUCAUGGACGUCAACUACUUUGGGCCCAUAACGCUGGCCAAAGGGGUUCUGCCGUCAAUGAUCACUAGACGGACGGGUCAGUUUGUGCUGGUCAACAGCAUCCAGGGGAAACUGGCUCUACCAUUCCGAACCUGCUAUGCUGCGUCCAAGCAUGCAGUGCAGGCGUUCUUUGACUGUCUGAGAGCAGAGGUGGAGGAGUAUGGGAUCUCCGUCAGCACCAUCAGCCACACCUUCAUUAACGCAGUAGCGGAGAAUGGCGCUCCCUCCAAAACGCCGCCCACCAACCCCCUCUGGGCCUAUAUCUCUAGUAAGCUGAACACUCACGGCGUGAGUCCCAGCAGUCUGGCCCAUGAGAUCGUGAGGACAGUGAACCGGCAGAAUCGAGAGGUUCUCCUCGCCCAUCCCGUACCGUGGGUCGCCCUCUACAUCCGCUCGCUGCUGCCCAGCUUCUUCUUUGCCGUGGUGGCCGCCGGCGUGAAGGACGGAGCCAUGGCCGAGCAGCUGAAAUAAACCAACGGCAAACAGAGAGGUUUCAGGUUCGCAAGAUCUUCUCAUGUAAAAAUAAAAAGGCAAAACGCUACAAGUGUAUUAACUAAUAGAUAUCAUACCUCCCUAGCUGAUUAAUCCCAGUAUAAAUGUUUUCUGAAAUGUUUAAUGUUCAAAUAAGCAAAUAAGACAUUAUCUAAUUAAAUAGGCACUCAUUUGCACACAUUUCCAGAGCAGAAAUCUGACAUUGGACGGGUCAAGUUGAAAAUUCUUGUUUGAUUUUGUUGACAAAUUACAGGUUAUUCCAGAGGGGAUUUGGGAUUUCUCUUUUUAUCACUCCAUAAAUCAUAAAAUACUGUCAACAGACAGAAACAAAGACAUUUUCACCAUGUUCAUAGGAAUGAAAUGUUGUAUAAAUCAGUGUGAAUAAUACAUGAGCAAGCCCCUCAGUAAAAGCCUUCAGAACAUAGAUAGGAAUAAAACUGUUAAGUUUGCUGUAUGUAAGAGAAAAAACUCUUUAAAGACAUAGAUUAAAACUGAAAUCUACAGAUGCAAAUAGAUAAAGUGCAAAAUAAACAUUUAAAUGUGUAUUUCGGAUGUUUUCUUUUGACUAGUCUGAAAGAAGACAUAUUUUUAAAGCCAAUAUACAAUAUCAAAUCUU
Messenger RNA from Labeo rohita (rohu), 1753 nucleotides. It is a transcript of the gene dhrs7cb, whose product is annotated as dehydrogenase/reductase (SDR family) member 7Cb. Gene Ontology annotation, cellular component: sarcoplasmic reticulum membrane. Gene Ontology annotation, molecular function: all-trans-retinol dehydrogenase (NAD+) activity. Gene Ontology annotation, biological process: regulation of release of sequestered calcium ion into cytosol by sarcoplasmic reticulum. Lineage: Eukaryota; Metazoa; Chordata; Actinopteri; Cypriniformes; Cyprinidae. The transcript is spliced from 7 exons. The record is from RefSeq and is a predicted model, not a curated record. Bases 172 to 1116 code for a protein of 314 amino acids.